Molecule: messenger RNA, 381 nt
Organism: Fusarium tjaetaba
Lineage: Eukaryota; Fungi; Ascomycota; Sordariomycetes; Hypocreales; Nectriaceae
Exons: 1
Coding region: 1-381 (126 amino acids)
Source: RefSeq, a predicted model, not a curated record
AUGGCUGCCCCCGAGCCCGAGAACACACCAGCUACCGCUAUCGAGGUAGCUGACAAAGACGAUGAUAUGAUCCUCAGCGACGAAGCUGUCAACCCUUUGACCCAACUGGCAACGAGGGUCUCUAAGCUGCAGCAGACUAUCGUGGAACUGCAGCAGGAUGUCAUUCAACUACACGAGACUCUCAUUCAACAUCAGGAGGCUGUCAUUGAAAAGCAGAAGACUAUCAACGAACAACAGGAGAUUAUAGAGGAAAAGCAGAAGACCAUCAAUGAACAGCAGAAGACCAUGCAGCAACUUGUGGAGCAACACCAGCAAGGCCUUGCUGGUCACAAUCAAGGUGCCUCCCAGAUUGCCGAAGACAAGAACGAAACCGAGAAUUAA